This is a messenger RNA of Propithecus coquereli (Coquerel's sifaka), 948 nucleotides long. It is a transcript of the gene CCDC70, whose product is annotated as coiled-coil domain containing 70. The record is from RefSeq and is a predicted model, not a curated record. Lineage: Eukaryota; Metazoa; Chordata; Mammalia; Primates; Indriidae. The coding region runs from base 166 to 834 and encodes 222 amino acids. The transcript has 2 exons.
CGCAUCACUAGGGAUCUGACAUGACAAUGACGCCCUGCCCUCUGAGGGCUACAGGACUUGCCCAGUUGGGAAACAGCUAAACAGGUUUUUAACCAGCUCACCUGGACUUGGCGAGCGGCCCUGUCCUCCAUCACGGCCACCCCGCCAUUCUGGCUGGCGAGGAAGAUGUUCCCCUUCAACGUGGGCAAAUGGAUGGGGCUCGCCUGCGUCCGAUCCCUGGUGUCGUCCCCUGCCAGUAUUCGCCAGAAGAAACUCAUCCACAAGCUGCAGGAGGAAAAGGCUUUUCGGGAAGAGAUGAGAAUUUUCCGUGAGAAAAUAGAAGACUUCAGGGAAGAGACGUGGAAUUUCCGAGGCAAGAUCAGUGCUUUCCGGGGCCAGAUCUUCGAUUUUUGGGAAGAGGAGAGACCUUUCUGGGAAGAGGAGAAAACCUUCUGGAAAGAGGAGAAAACCUUCUGGGAAAUGGAAAAAUCUUUCCGGGAAGAAGAGAAAACGUUUUGGAAAAAAUACCGUACCUUCUGGAAGGAGGAUAAAGCCUUCUGGAAAGAGGACAACGCCUUAUGGGAAAGAGACCGGAACCUUCUUCAGGAGGACAAGGCACUGUGGGAGGAAGAAAAGGCCCUGUGGGUAGAGGAAAGAGCCCUCCUUGAGGAGGAGAAGGCCCUGUGGGAGGAUAAAAAGUCCCUCUGGGAGGAAGAGAAUGCCCUCUGGGAGGAAGAGAAGGCGUUCUGGGUAGAAGGUGGCCGCCACCUUGCUGGGGAGCCGAUGCCAGAGGACGGGCCCCGCCGCGCCCUGGGAGGACAGCGAUCGCCAACCUUCUCCCGAGGCAGGGCAUAGUGCGCGCAGGACAUGCAGGGCCACGUGGGGUCCAGACUCUGCUGGAUUGAGAUUCGAGUCCAGGGCGAUCCCAGGUGCUGGAGGAAAAAUGCACUUAUUUGUCUCCUUGCUUUG